Molecule: messenger RNA, 2898 nt
Organism: Hypoxylon fragiforme
Lineage: Eukaryota; Fungi; Ascomycota; Sordariomycetes; Xylariales; Hypoxylaceae
Exons: 4
Coding region: 385-2619 (744 amino acids)
Source: RefSeq, a predicted model, not a curated record
UUUGCCAUUUGCCAUUUGCCAUUUGCCAUUUGCCAUUUGCCACAUGUAGGGUAGCAUUGAAACCUGCAUAUAAGGCAUACAUGUAUAUGGCAUACUAGUAGCUACAUACAUACUAGGCAUACAAGACAUGCUACAAAUAUGUAGAGUCAGAGUCGGAGCCAGACAGCCUUGCCGUCAUUACACUACACACCCAGAUAACAAUAAUUAUAAUAAGCAGAUAUCUAAGGUAAUGAAUGGGGUAAUGUAUUCUUAGCCUUGUUUCUUUUCGACGACUACCUUGACGACUACCUAUUUAGGUACCCAUCCCAUCUUCAGAUUAUUAGAGUCUGUACUUCACACCUCGUCCCAUCCUGAAAGGAUACAUAAUCAAGGCACCGAGUCGUCAUGGAUGCCUCACUUCUAGCCCAAAGCCUUUCAAGUUCUCGGCGGCGCUCUGCGACAACACCACCUACCCAGACAUCACCACUUGAUCUUGCCAUCAGCCAGCUGUUAAAAGACCAGCCCAACCAAGACGACGUCGACUAUGUCUCCCAACAGCGAGAACAAUCAGAUUUUAACAGUCUUUGGCGUGUCCAGUUCGAGUGCAAUACCGGAGACACACUUGUCAUCGUGGAUUUCCCCAGCGGCUAUGUAAAUUGCAAGCGAGAUGAGUGGUCCUCAAAACGCUUUUGCGUCCAUUCGGAGAAACUCCUAGCCACUGGCUCCAAAGUCUUCGCAGCUCUAUUAUCGCCCGCAAAGCAAGCUCGAAUACGGAGGAGAUUCGAGCAUGCCGGUGAAUCGAUCCAACAGCAGUUUAUACUUGACCUCACGCCUUCGGUCGAGGGAGAUGAGUUGGCUGCUCAGCUCAUAGACCUUUCCCUAUCCCCCGGUACUAGGGAUUGGUGGACCUCUAAGGAGAGACUUGAUGUGGCUUCGUACCUCGUUUCUGGACACGACGACCAUUGCCCUAACCAUCCUAACGUACCCGUUAACUGCAAGAAGACCAACGAAUAUGUGCCAGAAUCCCAGACCUCUUCUCCUAAGGUUGACCUAGCUGAUAUGGUGAUAUCAAAGUCUAGGGCUAUCGACGACUAUUGUCCCAUCCGUCAUCGAGCUAAUAUAAUUCGUCUCAUCCUGGCAAUCGAAGGCCGUGACUUGGUCCUCAACUCGGCCCCGCGAGUCUACACGCUCACGGGAAUUGCCAACAUACUAGACUGCACAAACGUUAUUCGAGACUCGGUGUGUACCUGGCUGAUGGCAGAGCCUAACACGGCGUUUAUUGAUAUCAAUACUGAGCCUGCUCUGAAGAUUGCCUGGACAUUGAAGCUUGAAAAUGUCGCUCGUGCAGCUUUUAGAAUCCUUGUAGUUGAAGGAGCUCUUGAUGUCCUCGCUGCUCAACCUCGGAGGCGAGCAACACGACACACCAUCUUUGGUCGCCCUCGCGCAGAUUUACCCGACGAUUUACAGACAGUCAUUCAACACGCAGCGCAUAAACUUGCCGACCGGGUCCAACAAACGUAUGCGAAGUUUAUAUCCGACCAAUUCUAUGAACUAUUCGAUAUACCAGAGUACCAAAAGCUAAAAGCCCUCGGCGACCUUAUCCGACGCGAAACCUCUGCUGGUGAACCUGCUUGGCUGAGUCGAGUAGCGAAUCAGCUCGUCACCCUCUCCGACAAGCUGAUGGAAUACAAGGACUGGAUCUUGCGUAAGGCCCUGGAUUCCGGAUUCAGGGACCUACAGCGAGAAUGCUUUGACCGUAACCGCCGAUGCUACAUCUCGCGCAAGAAUUGGCUCCCGGCGACCUACGUCUACAGCAAGCUCUCCGAUACGCAGCGUCUGCUGACCCCCGGCUUCUGGGAGCACCUAAGUGACCGUUCUAACAUCACGGAAUCAGGGUUGCCCGACGCGCCGGCUGCGUUAAUCCGCGCCAUCGAAGAAUUCAACCGGAAUAUUGACGACGCCAUGGGUUACAUCUCUCACAGCCAAGGACCCCUCGAGCUCGCAACCCACCACUUCGACUUUUUCCAGUUCCGUGACGACCUCAAUACGGCCCUCAGCUUGCUCAGCCUGCGUUGGAUUCACACCGAGCCAGAGGUCCCGCUCACCCGGACGAGCCACAUCGUGCUGACCCUAUGCGACGAGGAGUUCAAGUACCUCCCUCUCUGGGCCGGCGGCCUCGAGGACGGGACUGGCGGGGUCUUCGAGUCGGCCGUCCCCGACGCGGAGAUGGGCCCCGUCGGCCCCGGACCCGCGUACCGCACCGGCACCACCGUAGUAGAGCCCUACACCGACACCACCCCUAGCAUCAGCCCUUCCAACGCAACACCAGCAACGCCCAGCCGCGGCACCGACACCACCUUCACCGCUGGCCGGUCCCUAAAAGCGGUAGGCACGACUUGCACACUGAGCACCAGACAUCAGAAUGACGACCAAGACCACGGCCGCCAUCGCCAUCACCCGCCUGCUCCCACGAGGACCACCACCAUCGCCGACGUAGUGCCCAUAGACUCCAGCGUCUCAGCGGCAUCGGUCACCACCCUCGACUCCGAGGACGAGGAACUAUUCGAGCACGUGCACGCGGGAACCUACAGCGAUGUCCUGGACGACGAGGAAACCUGGUCUGACGUCGGAAACCCUUAGCGCCGCCCUUUAGAUUAAAACCCGUCAUUUUGGGAGGCGGGGGGUAGACCAUCGAUUAACUACCUAAUCUGUCCCUUUAUUAUUAUCAUCAACUAUCUCAUUUCGUUGGAUGAGUCACCUAUCAUCGACUACCUACCAGGUCAAACGCGCGCGCUACAACACUAGAAGAUCUAUUUGUCUUAAUAAGUUGGGGAAGUAAGCUGGGGAAGGGGGGAGGGUUUUUUUUUUCUUUUUCUCUUGGAUGGAUGGAUGGAAGGAAUGGGAUGGGAUAGGGAGGGA